CACCACGCUGGGGAAACCCGCGCCGGCGGGCGUUUGACGACAUGGGGGACUCUGCCACUGCCUCUGCCUCGUUGCGCCGCCGCGGUGACGCGACACCGCGCGCCCGACCGGUGCCUGCGCCUGCGGCGCCGAAGAGCCAGGAGAAAGAUGAGGUGGAGAACCUUCGUUCCAAGUUGGCGGGAGAACGGCAAAACAUCAAGUUGACCGCUGCACCCAUCACCACGGUGAGGUUGUUCACCAUCAGUGCCGUGGAAUUCUUGAUAUACGGCCUUCGUAAAGUGCUCACCAGCAUGUACACGUGGCUUCUAGCGCUUCCCCUGCUUGCUGGGUAUUUCUACCUCAAGCUGGUCUACGCCCCAGAGCUCUUUGAGGCCCCGGUGUGUGGCGUGAAGCAGGGAGCACCACUGUGGCAAUUCGAACUGGCAAUCUAUGAGGCCUCUUGGUGGAUCAUCCUGGGAGUCCUGUCGUCCGUUGGUUUCGGCACCGGCUUGCAUUCAGGCAUGAUGUUCCUCUUCCCUCAUGUUCUGCAAGUCGUCACCGCUGCCGAAAGUUGUGGCACCACCGAAGGACUGAUUGUGUGGUAUCAGCAUCCUUGCAAGCUAGAUUGCAGCACGACCAGUGGUCCUGAUGAUACCGUGACGUUUUUCAACCUUUGGUGCAAGGUGACCAUCCCCUGCAUGCUCUGGGGCUUUGGCACGGCUGUGGGAGAGCUGCCGCCGUACUUAGUGUCAAAGGCAGCUCGGCAGUCGGGCAGCACGGACGAAGAGUUUGCCAAAGAAAUGGAGGACGCCAAGACGAAAACGGACGUCUUCAAUCGGAUGAAGCUUUGGACAGUGAACUUUACGGAGCAGCACGGUUUCUUGGGGAUUUUUCUCCUUGCGUCUUGGCCCAACGCGGCGUUCGACAUGUGUGGAAUGUGCUGCGGCUAUUUGUUGAUGCCCUUUUGGACCUUCUUCAUCGCAACGGCUCUAGGAAAGGGAGUGGUGAAGGUGAACGGUCAAGCAGUUGUGUUUGUGAACCUCUUUGGUUCCGCGGCCUUUGAGGUGUUGCUCAAAGGAUUCGACUCCAUGAACAGCUUGAUCGAGGCAAUGUUGGGGAAGGAUUUGCAGCUGCGCGCUGUGAUCUCCAACUUAAGAGCCAAGCUGUUGGCAAAGUUCCAUCAGCACAAUCGAAUGCAUCCAGAACAUCUCUUCCACAACGACGAUGACAAGCGGCUUGAAUUCCACGAGAUUUGCAAGCUGUAUGACACUGAGGAGGAAGAAAAGAAGAAAGAAAUUGCGUACAGAGUCUUGCAGGAGUGGGACAAGAACGGCGAUAAGGCGCUGUGUGUGGCAGAAGUGAAGAAUGCCGCCAGCGUCACCGACGGAAAGAUCUCCUUGUCGUCGCUGGAUCCCGGUGCGCCCACGAGUAUUCUCAAAGUUUGUUGGGAACUCUUCGUGGCGGCGCUGAUUUUGUACUUUUUGGUCUCCAUCAUGAACCAAAUGGCUCAGUCCAAACAGGCCGAAUACGAUGAAGCCAAAGUGGAAGAGUUGAAGAAAAAAUCCAAGAAGAAGUGAAUUCCUCUUGGAGCAACAGAGCAUGGCGGCCUGGGUGUCAUGAUACUGGGCAAACAUUG
Molecule: messenger RNA, 1615 nt
Organism: Cladocopium goreaui
Lineage: Eukaryota; Dinophyceae; Suessiales; Symbiodiniaceae
Source: the annotation of a GenBank genome assembly